AUGACAUCGACCAACAAUGAAUUAACUGUUUCCAUGAUGGGUACAUCGACCAAGGAGGAGGUUGUCUCUAAAGUCGACGAGGAAGACGACGAUAGUAGCAGCGACAGCGAUAUGGAUUACGGUAGCGACAGCGAGUGGGCUGGGUAUAACGUGUUAGCGGAAACUGAACCAGAGUGGGACGUCGACAGCUUUGACGGUCACGAGUUUAAAAUCAAUCCCAGGGUUCGUCAAAUGUACCGCAGCCAGGAACUUUAUGACAAAUACUACAACAACAGGCUCAAGGCUUUCGAGAAUAAGGGUUUUCUUUCUGAUCAUCUGAAUGGAAUCUAUGAUGUUUAUCUAGACGAAAAAAUGGAUGGCUACAACAGUACUAGGGAUUUCAUGGCAGAGCUUGCUAAUGUGUGUGUUAAGAAACACAACGAGACCAAGGGAAAUACUUUGGAAUUGGUAAAUGUUGUGAGAGCUACUGAAAGGGGAGCAGCUACAUGGAGGUUGUACAUCACUUUUAUGGCUCGAGAGUUUCCUGAUGGGCCUCUUGUUGAGUACCAAGCCAAGGUAAUAAAGUUCUUAGGGGUCAAGGAUCCUUUCCCAGUUCUCUGCAGAGCAGCUCCUAAACCAGGAAUCUAA
Messenger RNA from Arabidopsis thaliana (thale cress), 627 nucleotides. RefSeq names its product Cystatin/monellin superfamily protein. The transcript is spliced from 3 exons. The coding region runs from base 1 to 627 and encodes 208 amino acids. The record is from RefSeq and is marked reviewed. Lineage: Eukaryota; Viridiplantae; Streptophyta; Magnoliopsida; Brassicales; Brassicaceae.